This is a messenger RNA of Striga hermonthica, 330 nucleotides long. The record is from the annotation of a GenBank genome assembly. NCBI's taxonomy places the organism in Eukaryota, Viridiplantae, Streptophyta, Magnoliopsida, Lamiales, Orobanchaceae.
AUGGCUCUUCUCAACAGAGCUAAUGCAUAUUCAAAGAUAGAAAACGAAGACCCGGAAGAAACGAAGCACCGUUUGGCGCAAUUCUUGAUCUACAAGGCUAUGCAGAAAGCCGAUAGUGAUGCGAGAAGAAGGCCAUCUCGGUUGAGGGUCAAAAUGAUCAAGCUGAAGGUCAAGAUUGUAGCUGUUCAAAGCGUAGGAGGCAUGCGCCACCAUCCCGAUCGCUGCAAGCCGUCUACCUCCGUUGAAUCCACCACCCCGCCUCAAACCGACCAGUCUCCCUCUCCGGAUUCGAGGCCGUACUUCUCGCCGUUUACUCGUCCGAGACCAUAG